This is a messenger RNA of Dreissena polymorpha, 5215 nucleotides long. Its product is annotated as acid phosphatase type 7-like. The transcript is spliced from 9 exons. Gene Ontology annotation, molecular function: metal ion binding; acid phosphatase activity. NCBI's taxonomy places the organism in Eukaryota, Metazoa, Mollusca, Bivalvia, Myida, Dreissenidae. Bases 129 to 1661 code for a protein of 510 amino acids. The record is from RefSeq and is a predicted model, not a curated record.
UUAGGAUUUCGGCGGUUUUUAAAAAUAUAUUUAGUAUUUUAAUGCUUUACUUACCGGUACACAUUUUUGAAGCAUUUAUUUUAUAAAAUGAAUAAUACUGAUCCCUUUCUUAUGAAAAUAACACUUCAAUGGUGUUGUGUACUUUAAUCCUGAUGCCUACAUCAAGCCACCUAAUAGUACAAUGCAAACCAGAGCAGGUGCACAUUGCCUAUGGAAACAGCUUGACGGAGAUGGUGGUGAUGUGGACAACCCCAGGGCAGUGUGAGUCCCAGGUGUGGUAUGGCCCCGGGCCCUGGGAUAUGACAGAAAAAGUGCACGCUACUAAAGUGACCCUCUCGUACCUCGAGCCAACGAAAGCGCCAAAAUACAUAUACAGGGCACUUUUGAAUAACUUGAAGCCUGGUAAGACAUACUACUACAUGCCUGCCAGUAACGAUGUCUACAAUGAGCCAUUAUACUUCAAGACGCCACCUGCUGAUCCGUCUUGGUCCCCUGAGUUCUUGAUAUAUGGAGACAUAGGCAUCCACUCCAAGAGUUUGGCCUUACUGGCACAGGAAGCGAUGCAUGGGAAAUAUGAUGCUGUGCUGUACAUUGGUGACUUUGGAUACAACUUGUAUGACAGCGUUCCUGAUGGGCAAUAUAUGGGAGAAAAUGUGUGUGACAUUUUCAUGCGACAGAUCGAGGAGAUUGCUUCCCAUGUACCUUACAUGACUGCCCCUGGAAACCAUGAGAUUGAACCCAGUGAAGAUUUCAAGCAGUAUGGUGUUCGCUUCUCCAUGCCUAACACAGAUUGGCCCAUUCCUUUGACCAAGAUGUGGUACAGCCUUGAAAUUGGACCAGUCCAUUUAAUUAGCUACUCUUCGGAGGUGUUCUUCCUUCAAGACAAGCGCUACAUUGAGGCCCAGCGUCAGUGGUUAACUGCAGACCUUGAGGCUGCAAACAAGAACCGACCCUCUACCCCAUGGAUUAUUGCCCUUGGGCAUCGUCCAAUGUACUGCUUUAAUAAUAACUCGGAUGAUUGCAAGAAGAAUGAUUCCUUGGUCAGACUAGGAUUGGAGGACAUGUUCUUCAAGUAUGGGGUGGACCUUGUGAUCCAGGCCCAUGAACACUCGUACGAGCGACUGUGGCCCAUGUAUAAGGGCGUGGUCCUUGCAGAGAACUACACCAACCCACGGGCUCCCAUACAGCUGAUCACGGGUUCAGCUGGGUCAAAACAUGGGGUCGAUACCAUGAUGGCUUUGAACGCUUUUCGUAUGGAUGGCAAGGCCCUGAACAGUUACUCUCGUCUCAAGGUGUACAAUGCAACAACUCUGUACUGGGAGCAGGUGGCUGUCUUUGGAGGGGCCGUGCUAGACUCUAUCUGGGUCACACAGGAGUCCCAUGGAUCUUUCUCCAGUAGUGCCUUCCAGGGCGAGCAGAAAGUGAAAAUAGACGAGCAAAUUAAGGUGGACGAGCAGAACCUUGAGAAACACAAUCUGCGACAGAAGCCGGAGACAACUGGCGAUGCUUUUAAGGUUAAGGUGUCUAAAGUUAUUCAAGGUGCUGAUAUUAAAGUGAUCAUCGGUGUAUCCUUUGCUGUGUUCAUACUGGUGUUCUUGUUGGUUGUGUGUAUCGUUCGUGCCUGCAGUGGCCAGAGGACUAACAGUAAUUGUGGAAUGUGAUAUCUGGAGAUAUCUGGAUUCCCACCCUGGGAAUAUUCUCAAAAUCUUCCCUAAAUACCCAACUCAUAGGUCUAGGGAAUGAAUUGAAGUGUUUAAGUAAGCCAUAAGCCACAUGCACUUGCUGCCUCCUUUUGUUAAACAAAUUCUUUUUAUUUUGUUAAACCUUUACCACUUACAAAAGUAUUUUGACGCAUUUGUGGCCCCUUAGAAAGUUAAAUUUAAUUAAAGACCUUUCUUCCCAGAGAAUACUUUUUAAGGCACUAUUUCCGACCCUUAAAUACUAAUAAGCUGCAGACAGCUAUAAAUGAUGUUUGCACAUAGCCAUUUUCACUUUGAUUCUGAGUAGGAAAGGGUUAAAGUAAAUAAUAAUAAAUGACAAACGACAUAAUACCUAAUACAAAUGUUUGUUUGUCAUGACUUGAAACAAAGAUCUAUAAUAAUAAAUGACAAACGACAUAAUACCAAAUACAAAUGUUUGUUUGUCAUGACUUGAAACUAUUAACUAUUUAAAUCUUAUUAGCAUCGCAAACACUGUUUUUUUUUGUUUAGAAAUGAUGUGCCUGAAAUAUUAACUAUGAACUUCAUAAUGCUUUAUAUGCCCUAAAACUAUUGAAUUCUGCUACACUUGCCUGCUAAGUUUCAUGGUGUUUUGGAAAAUGUUUAUUCUGUAUCUUUAAAAUACUUAAUAUAUGACAUAAUAUCAGUUGUGUUUCUAUAAAUUUUAGAGUUAAAUGAUUUUGAGUGUAAAACAAUAUAUAUAAUACUCAAAUUCCAGACCCAUUAAAAGUAGAUGAAAGAAAGAUCAAAAUUAUGUCAAUUUUUAAACAAUCUAGACAUUUAAAAAGAGAGAUAGGUCACAUUUAUCUCUAAAAUAUCAUUAAAAAUAAAGUAAAAAAGUUGAUGGAUAUGUUCAUUUUUCAUCAAAUCUGUCAAUAAUAUCAAUAUAUGUGUUCAGUGCAAGUGUGGUGAUAAUACUGUGGAUUGUUAUGCAUGGUGAGUUUUAUCACAGCUGUUGAGGUAAAGUAGAAACAGCUGUGAUUGUUGUUGAAAAGCUCCUAAAAGGAAGGGAUUGGUUUAAAAGUGACAAUAUCACAUUAAAUUUGUCAGUGUCAAAAUACUUAACUGUUUAUUAUAAAUGACCAUAAAUGGCCUAAGUUUGCUGCAAGUUUUUAACACUAUACUAUUCAAACAACAACAUUAAACAUGCAACAGUCAUUCUGAAGAGAUGAAUUAGAUGAAAAGCUUUGGGAAAAGCUUCAUGCGUAUUAUUAACAAAAAUUUCAGAAAUCUGAUACAUUGUUAGUUUUUACAUGGAAACUCAUUUUGCCUUAUGGUUUAUUUGCUUCAUCCUCACUUUAUGAGAUUAUUAUUAAAAACGUGUACAUGUAUUUAAUCUUACUUUUAUAGUUGUUGGGUCAUGAGCAUGUUUCUUAGAUGUAAUAUUUUUGUAUGAGGUAUCUCAUAUUGACGUUUAUGGUCUUAUAUGAGCCGUGUCAUGUGAAAAUGGGUCGUAUAUCAUAUGGGCCCAGCGAAUCUCCAGGCCAGACAGGGCAUUCGCACAGUCUUGAACUACCCUAGCGGCGUAUUGCACAAUACCUAUUUUCACAUGAUACGACUCAUAUGUAGAUUUGCAAGCUUGAAAUUUGCAGUUUUGUUGUAGUGGCUUACUGUUUCAGUUGUUCAUGCAUUUACAUGUGUUCAUAUUCAUGUAUUAUGAAAGUUGUGGCAUGUUUUGAAAUCAUAUCAUGUUCUUACAUUGAGAACAUCUACUACCUUUACUUGUGUUUUAGUACAUGUAUUCCAGUGAUUAUGUGUACAUGUAUAUCUAAAUACAGAUUGUUGGUUUACAUUGUUCUUUUUUACACUUGCCUGCAUUCUGUACUGAAUUUUCUAGAAUUAAACAAAAAUAAGACAAGAGACUUUUGAAUAGUUUGUGUUUCAGAUAUUGUAUCACACUCAAAAUAUCUGAGUCAUUUUGAUUUCCUUUGUAUUGUCUGACAUUAUUUGAAGUAUGAAUUUACAUUUAAAUGUAUAUGAUUUAUGUACUGACCGACGUCUGGAUUGUUUUCAUCUCACUGCUACCCAUCUUGAUUUGAUGUGUUUAUACAUUUGUUGAUCGUUUUGUCAUUGUGACUGAAUCUUUGAACUGUAAAGCAAAGCUUUUGGAGAGUUUUAUAUAUAUAAUCACUAACGAAAAACUUGAACAAUGAGACAAUGUAUGCUUGCUCUACAACAAUACAGCAGAGGCUGUUGGGGCUAGUGACUCCAUGACACAAGUUUGUAAUAUACAUUAUUUAUAUGGGUUAUACUACUCAAAUUAUAAUCAUGUAACUCUGAUUCAAUGGAAUCUCAGAAUGGUAAGACAUAAUUACCUGAUAUGAGUCUGUCUGUCAAAAAAUAAGUUGUGCAAUUUGUUUCCUUUUGACAGCUUCCUAAUUAUGUUUAAAACAAUAGUUUUUGCAUUGAACAUUUCCUUGAUCUCAAAUGUUCAUGAUUAUUUUGCAUAUUCUGGGUUGUCAUCAUUAACAGAUUUUCAAUCAAAUUUGUUAGAAAAUCGUUCAAGAACCUAAGAAUUUGUUAUUUGUAUUACUACAAGGAAACCCCAUAGAUAGAUUAAAUCAAUAAGGUCUGGACAACUUUUUAAUUUAAUUACAAUAAUCCUGUAUUAAAAUGUAGAUAGUGUGUUGCAAACACACAAAACACAUUCAUAUUUGUAGUUAAUUAUUGAUUUAUACAUGUAUUUAUUUUUAAGAUUUUUUUAAUUAAAUGUUUAGGUGGUGUUUUUUGUCAUGUUUCAUAAGUUGAACUUAAAUGUUUUCUUAAUUUGAGUCUUGAUGCCUGUUCUGCAGUGACCCCUAAAGAAUAAGUUGGCUGUUAGAAAGGUACAAUCCUUACAAAUGUUCUGCACUUUGUUUGAGGUAUAAAUUGCAGUUUUAGUUAGUUUUGUAUGCAUGAAAUAUAUCAUCUCAAUGCAAGUUUACAUGAAGUCCACAAGUGGAGUUGCUCAAUCAAACUUAAAUUUUAUAUAUGCAGUUUGUCAAUAGUCUUUCUGGAGUUAUUAGCAUUUGUGUCUCUUUGUACAACAAAGAUUACCUUAAACAAGAUUACAAUCACAUUGACUGACAAUAUCUGUUUAUGAAAAUUAAAUGACUGUCCAUGCAUUGGUAUUGCCCAAAAUCUCUUUACUUCCAUAAUUUCUGGAAGAAUUGCAUUUUUAAGUUCACAUCUUUAUGUGGGGUACAUUUAAAAUAAAUGAAUUUCGCUCUUUUUUUUCUCUUCCAAAUCGAUCUGAUGUCACGACACAUCAGUGUGACACAUGCAAGUUUAGUUUUCGCUAUGAAGAAAAUGAUGCACAUGCAACUUAGAAUAACAAUUUUAAAAAGAUUAUUUUCAACGAGUCCUUUUAAGUUAAGAUUUAUAUGUAUGGUGUUAAGCAAAUGCAGAUAUUUAUCUAUAUGUAAACAUUCCGUUUAUUGAAUUUUUGUCUUAGUUCUAUUUAAUUUCAGUUCCAUGACAUUGUUGAGUUCAAUAAAAAAUAUAUUUAUAAAUAUAAA